UCAUACGCGAUACAUCUGACCAUCCACCAGCCAUCGUGGCAAGCGUUCGUCCCGAUCGAAAAGGCCGUCUGGUCAGGGGCCGGGUCUGCUACCAAUGAUGGAUGGAUUUCUACUGACACCUCUGACCACACACUCACUAUGGACAGUAGUGGGAGGUCAGGCGCGCUGCUUCUACAGUCGUCUCAGGGCGAGCGUGUCUUCAUGGUAGUAGGCGUGCACAAUUAUGUCCGCUGGUGUGAUAUCGUGACGAGCAUCUCACCUGCAGACACGGCAGGCCAGAUUCUCGCGAUGUAUUACGGCGCUGGGGAGAAGGAAUAUAUGAGAUGGAAGACUUUGUCGGAGCAUAGCGUGCGCAGUGCGGCAGGGACCAGUUUCAGAGUCUGGUUUGAGGUUGGGGAGGGCCAUCGCCUCACAGCCAAGUUCUCUAUCAGCUGA
Trichoderma citrinoviride is the source of this 435-nucleotide messenger RNA. RefSeq names its product lectin. NCBI's taxonomy places the organism in Eukaryota, Fungi, Ascomycota, Sordariomycetes, Hypocreales, Hypocreaceae. The record is from RefSeq and is a predicted model, not a curated record. The transcript has a single exon. The annotation marks the transcript as partial.